Messenger RNA from Pieris macdunnoughi, 927 nucleotides. The record is from the annotation of a GenBank genome assembly. Lineage: Eukaryota; Metazoa; Arthropoda; Insecta; Lepidoptera; Pieridae.
AUGAAUUGCAGGGAAAUCAAUACAUUUAUAUAUCUAUUUCUGGAGUUCCUAUGGACACUCUUACGGUCCAUUUUUGAAAUCGUCCGGGCUAUGAUCCGGGUCGUGGUGCCAUGUGAAUCGAAGUCUGUCGAGGGGCAAAUCGUUCUAAUAAGUGGUGCUGGCCAUGGAAUGGGGCGUGAGAUGGCGCUGCGGUUCGCACGACUUGGGGCGACGGUCGUCUGUGUCGAUAUUAAUCCCGAAGGCAACCAGGAAACAACGCUAAUGAUAAAGCAGGAGAAGGGAAAUGCAUAUAAAUAUGAAUGUGACGUCACAGACCGUGCAGCGGUCAUGGAAUUGGCCGCGAAGGUUCGCAAAGAAGUCGGUGAUGUCACGAUACUGGUGAACAACGCUGGUAUCAUGCCCUGCAAGCCAGUGCUUGAGCAGACUGAAAGGGAAAUCCGCCUGAUGAAUGAUCUAAAUAUUAAUGGGUAUAUAUGGAUGAUUCAAGCAUUCCUACCAUCAAUGAUUCAACGGAAUCACGGGCAUAUAAUCUCCAUGUCUUCGAUGGCUGGAAUCAUGGGAAUCCGAAAUCUGGUGCCGUAUUGUGGAUCUAAGUAUGCUGUGAGGGGAAUCAUGGAUGCAUUAGCUAUGGAACUGCGAGCUGAUAAAAGGGAUCUUAGCGGGAUUAAGUUAACAACUGUUUGCCCGACUAUAGUUAACACGGGACUUUGCAAAAAGCCACGAAUUCGCUUUGAGAAGUUGUUCAAGGUAGUGGAGCCGGGUGAGGCAGCCGACACCAUCAUCAAUGCUAUGAGAAGAGACCAGAUUGAGAUUACGAUACCUCAAGAUCUCCAUUAUGUUAAUAGGUACCUGUUCCGUCUUCUGCCAUUCCAAGCAGCUUGUCUGUGGUCAGAAUUCUUCGAUGCAGGGGUUGAUGCCGACGACUGA